Doryrhamphus excisus (bluestripe pipefish) is the source of this 2806-nucleotide messenger RNA. NCBI's taxonomy places the organism in Eukaryota, Metazoa, Chordata, Actinopteri, Syngnathiformes, Syngnathidae. The record is from RefSeq and is a predicted model, not a curated record.
UGCGCGUGUGUCGUCACUGCUUGGCAACUGCCUGGAAGGAAAAAGAUUUGUUCCUUCAGCGCGUCUUUGUCUUUUUAAAUCACUUUUAAAGCACCAAUUUUUUUUUCUUAAGGGCGUUUUUGGUUGAAUUCGAGUAAAGCGACUUGUGAGAGGGAAGCCAACGAGGUGAAGGCGGUGUGGGAGAGGUGGAAAAUGGGCAAAAAAGACAAGACAAAUCCAGAGUCUCCGUACGGGGAACCGGCCCAGUAUGACCCCACCUUCAAUGGACCCAUAAAGAAAAGAGGAUGCACUGAUAUCAUCUGCUGCAUACUGUUCACAGCCGUCAUCGCUGGCUACCUUGCAGUCGGAAUUUUAGCUUGGAUUUAUGGGGAUCCCCGGCAUGUUCUUUAUCCGAGGAAUUCAACUGGAUGGUUUUGUGGCACUGGACCAAAUAAAGACCGACCAACGCUGCUGUACAUUGACAUUGUCAAAUGUUCGACAUCUGUCAAUGUGAUGGCGACGGCUCUCAAUGGCUUCCAGUGUCCAACCACGCAGAUAUGCGUGGAGACGUGCCCGACUAAUUUCUCCGCUGUGGGGCUGCCUGCAUACAUCCCGGAUGUAAAACCUGCAGAUGUUUUCAGCCAAAGUCUGUGUGCACCAUCCAUAAACCUGUCAAGUACUGAGAUGUCUGUUAAAGAAAUAGUGGAGAAGGAGCUGUGUCCUUUCUAUACCAUUCCCACAACGGCUGUACUCGGAAGAUGUCUGCCUGAUAUCAGAGCGCUCGGGCAGAUUCCCCCAGAGUUUUCCAACAUUCCGGGCUUGCCGACAUCUGUCAGCGACACGGCCAACCUCAUCAAGAACGGCACUGGGGACAUAUUGAACGGCUUCAAUGCCAGGGACAUUGGCGUUCGAAUCUUUGAGGAUUUUGCAUCAUCGUGGCCCUGGAUUCUUGCUGGUCUGGUAAUAGCGAUGCUGCUCAGCUUGUUGUUCCUGUUGCUGCUGAGAUUCAUUGCUAGCAUCAUGGUGUGGGUCCUUAUUGCAGCGGUCCUUGCCACCGGGGCAUACGGGAUUUGGCACUGCUACUGGGAGUACGAUAACUACAAGAACCAAUCUGCUUCCAUUACGGACAUCGGGUUCACCACUAACUUCGACGUUUAUCUGCAAGUGCAGGAGACCUGGUUAGCCUUCUUAAUCAUCCUUUGUGUGGUCGAGGCUAUCCUGAUCUUAGUCCUCAUCUUUUUGCGGACCAGAAUCCUCAUCGCCAUUGCGCUCAUAAGAGAAGCCAGCAAGGCCAUCGCCGUCAUGAUGUCCACUCUGCUUUACCCUCUGGUCACCUUCGUUCUCCUGGUGGUUUGUGUGGCUUACUGGGGUGCCGUGGCUUUAUAUUUGGCCACCUCCGGAGGCCCCAUCUACAAAGUGGUUGCUCUCAAUUCCAGCACGAGUGACUGUCAGGGCAUCAACGGCACCGUGGAUUGUGAUCCUCAGACCUUCAACGCAUCAACCUACUCAUCUUGCCCGUCCGCUGCAUGCAUUUUUGUUAAAUACAACGACGAGGGCAUCUUCCAGAGGAACCUCUUCAACCUUCAAAUCUACAACGUGGUGGCCUUUCUCUGGUGCGUCAACUUUGUCAUCGCUUUGGGACAGUGUACCCUUGCCGGUUCAUUUGCGUCCUACUACUGGGCCUUCACCAAACCCGAUGACAUCCCCACAUUCCCCCUCUUUGCUGCCUUUGUGCGCACACUAAGGUACCAUGUAGGCUCACUGGCAUUUGGUGCUUUGAUCCUGACACUAGUGCAGGUAGUGAGAGUCAUCCUGGAGUACAUUGACCACAAAACCAGAAUGGCUCAGAACCCAGUAGCACGUUUCAUCCUGUGCUGCAUGAAGUGCUGCUUCUGGUGCCUGGAGAAGUUCAUCAAGUUCCUCAACAGAAAUGCAUACAUUAUGAUUGCCAUUUACGGGAAGAACUUCUGUACCUCAGCCAGAAAUGCAUUUUUUCUGCUCAUGAGGAACAUCAUAAGGACCGUGGUGCUUGAUAAAGUGACUGACUUGCUGAUUUUCUUUGGGAAGCUCCUUGUGGUGGGCGGGGUUGGUGUAUUGUCCUUCUUUUUCUUCUCCGGUCGAAUACUUCUACCAGGCACCACUUUCCGCACAGAGACCCUCAACUACUACUGGAUGCCAAUAAUUACCGUGGUGGUUGGUAGCUACCUCAUAGCUCAUGGUUUCUUCAGCGUGUACAACAUGUGCGUGGAUACGCUGUUUCUCUGCUUUUUGGAGGACUUGGAGCGAAACGACGGUUCCCAGCAGAAACCGUACUUCAUGCCCAAAAACCUCAUGAAGAUCCUCAACAAAUCCAACAAGACACCCAAACAGAAAAAAAAGUGAACUAGUUGACACAGCAACUCCACACUGUUUGCACGUUUACCCAAAAACUAUUUGCUGAUUUUGCACUUUUUCAACAUCUUACCAUGUUAAUAACGACUUGUAAAAGAACUGAGCCUUAGAAUGGAACAUGGAAAAAUCUUGAGUUGCUCCAAAAUAAUAUUCUGUUCAUGUCAUUUUGUGUUAAUAGUUUUCUCUGCUGUGCACAUUAUUCCUGUUUAUGUUUAAUAUAUUGCAAAUAUUUUAUAGAUGGAUUUUUUUGUAUAUUGUUGCAAAACAAUGUUGUUUACCAUCUUAAAAUUGUUGAUUUGUAAUUAAAAAAAAUGUUGACAGAAAAGUUUAAGACACUCAGAAACUUGAAAGUGCUUGAGUUUACAUGAAGUCUCGUAAUAGUGACGUUGAAUUGUUUUUAUUGUUUCAACAUACUAACAAAAAAUACAUUUAAUAG